AUGAUCAAUUUUCAAUUUCAGGUUCCGGCCCCCUGUCAAAAUUGUCGCCGUUUCCAUUACGGAUACUGUCGCGAUGCUCCGAGACAAUGCUGGCGUUGUAAUGAUUACAACCACAUAGAGCGCUAUUGCCCCCGUCGUCGCACAAGAUGGCCUCGCGAUCAAGCACUACCAGGAACUCGUCAAUGGUGUGAUUAUCAUGGCUUGGGCACUGAUGCUACGCUUCGGACCAAGGUUCUUAACGCGUUGAAGGCUUGCCCAAGCUGCAAUAUUUACAUUGAUGAUUAUUGUAUCUACAAAGGUUGUGUAGAACAUCAUUUUCGACGCGAAGAAGUAAGAGGCAGACCUUUGGCAGAGAGAAUGACUCGUCGUAGAUCCAGAUCUCCGAAGCGAGAACAAGUAAAGCGGGGUAGGUCUCGUUCACCAAUCCGUCAAAAAUCGCCACCACCAAUGGAGAGACGGUUCAGGCCUCAGAGACAGUUCUCCCCAGUUCGUCAAGGACGUGGUCGAUCCAGAAGCCCAUUGCGGCAGCGAAGACAGUCACCGCCACGCACACCAAUGCGACCUCGAGGAAGAUCUCCAGUUUUCGGUGUAAAUGGGGCUGCUAACUCUCAAAGUAAUACUGCAACUGCAGAUUUCAAGAUUUCCCAGUCUUCAUAUCUACAAAAUCUAAGUUUGCCUGUCAACCAAAAGCAACUACCAGAGCAAAACAUGCAGCAGAGCAUCGGGAUCUUGGACACUUCGAUUACAACCAACCUCAACUCAUUUCCGAAUUCUCAAGUCCCAUCUGGUACAGUGUCGGCAGAUCCACCCCUACAAGUGAUCGAGAAGGGUGGCUUCAUCCAUAGUGUUGUCGCUCUUCAACAACCACUUCCAAAGGUGCCUCCUAAGAGACAUGACACUGAGGUGUACGUUGAGGAUCCGUAUUUCGUACUAGGAGUCGGAGAAGAAGCUCUCGAGAGGGAGAUUCUAGAGGCCUACCAAAAGCGUAUGUGGGAAGUUGAGCUUGAACGUGUCGCAGACACAAACUACGCAGAAGCUCCUGGACCAGAUAACGUUUGGGAUCAGAGUAUAGCUGUAUUGCGCGCGGCGAAGAAGCAACUUGUGGGAUACUAG
This is a messenger RNA of Botrytis porri, 1113 nucleotides long. RefSeq lists its product as uncharacterized. NCBI's taxonomy places the organism in Eukaryota, Fungi, Ascomycota, Leotiomycetes, Helotiales, Sclerotiniaceae. Bases 1 to 1113 code for a protein of 370 amino acids. The record is from RefSeq and is a predicted model, not a curated record. The transcript has 4 exons.